Astyanax mexicanus (Mexican tetra) is the source of this 3583-nucleotide messenger RNA. It is a transcript of the gene thbs3a, whose product is annotated as thrombospondin 3a. Lineage: Eukaryota; Metazoa; Chordata; Actinopteri; Characiformes; Acestrorhamphidae. The coding region runs from base 163 to 3054 and encodes 963 amino acids. Gene Ontology annotation, molecular function: heparin binding; calcium ion binding. The transcript has 23 exons. Gene Ontology annotation, cellular component: extracellular region. The record is from RefSeq and is a predicted model, not a curated record. Gene Ontology annotation, biological process: cell adhesion.
UCCACUCUCACCCCCUCCUCCACACAUGCAGCAGCUUCAGGAGCAAGUACUCUGCACUGCUUUCACUCCAGUAACUCUCUGCUACUGCUCUACCCGCUGCUUUCUGACUGCACUUUCUCAUUAUUUCGGGUUGAGUGAGUCCAGCGCUCUUUCUCUGUGGACAUGAAGGCUAAACGAUGUGUGCCAGUCUGGAUUAUACUGGCCCUGGUUCAGGUGACCUGCUGGGCUGAACCCCUGGAGAAACAGGACCCACAAGUGAUAGACAUGCUGGCUCUGCAGGAUGUGAAGCAGAACGUUGCUGCUGUGGAGAAGAUGUCUGGAGCUCUGAAAACCCUUAGCGACCUCUACAUAGUCUCCACCUUCCGCCUGCCCCCCAAACUGGGCGGGGUUCUGUUGGGCUUCUACAAUAAGCAGGACAAUAAGAAGUACCUGGAGCUCGCCAUCAUGGGCAAGAUCAACAAAGCUCUGGUUCGGUAUGUUCGUGAGGAUGGGAAGCUGCACACGGUGAACCUGCAGAGCGCUAACCUGGCAGACGGGCGCGCUCAGUCCAUCAUCUUGCGUGUGGGAGGCCUGCGCAGAGACAACCUAAGCCUGGAGCUUUACGUCAACUGUCGUCUGGCUGACUCUGCACAGCGCCUGCCUCCACUAGUCGCUCUGCCUGCUGAGGCAGAGUUAGUGGAGAUACGGAACGGCUACAAGGCGUACGCUCGCCUUCAGGGGUCUGUGGAGUCUCUUAAACUGGCUCUUGGAGGCAGUGUAGCUAAAGCAGGAGCUCUCACUGACUGCCCAUUCCAGGGGGACUCUUCAGCCUAUAACAUAGUUAAUGGGGAAGCAAACUCUAUUCUAGGAGAUCACACCAAAGCUCUGAUAGGACAACUCAUCAUCUUCAACCAGAUCCUGGGUGAGCUAAGAGAGGACAUAAGAGAACAGGUGAAGGAGAUGUCUCUAAUUAGAAACACUAUACUGGAGUGCCAAGUGUGUGGGUUCCAUGAGCCUCGCUCUCGUUGCCAACCAAACCCCUGCUUUAAGGGCGUGGCCUGCAUGGAGAACUUUGAGUUCCCAGGUUAUCGCUGUGGGCCGUGUCCCGAAGGAAUGACUGGCAAUGGUACUCACUGCCACGACAUCGAUGAGUGUGUGCUGGCUCAGCCUUGCUAUUCCCCCAGUGCAUGUGUGAACACUGCAAAGGGCUUCAGCUGUGAGCCCUGCCCACCUGGCUUCUGGGGCCCCCCUCUCUUAGGGGUUGGUGUGGAGUACGCCAAACACCACAAACAGGAAUGCUCAGAUGUUGAUGAAUGUGUUGAAGUUGCCAAUGCCUGCACACCCAAUUCAGUCUGCAUAAACACCAUUGGUUCGUUUAAGUGUGGUCAGUGUAAAGUCGGGUAUGUAGGUAAUCAGACCGCAGGCUGUUAUCCAAGGAGAUCCUGCGCUACACUGAGCUUUAACCCAUGUGACUCUAAUGCGCACUGCAUCAUGGAGAGGAACGGGGAAGUGUCCUGUGCGUGUAAUGUGGGCUGGGCUGGUAAUGGGAACACAUGUGGUACAGACACAGACAUUGACGGCUAUCCUGACCGCUCUCUGCCCUGCAUGGACAACGACAAGCACUGCAAACAGGAUAAUUGUAUCUACACACCAAACUCAGGCCAAGAGGAUGCUGAUAAUGAUGGUAUAGGUGACCAGUGUGAUGAGGACGCUGAUGGAGACGGUAUUAAGAAUGUGGAGGAUAACUGCCGGCUAAUGUCUAAUAAAGACCAGCAGAACUCAGACACUGACUCGUUUGGAGAUGCCUGUGAUAACUGUCCCAAUGUGCCCAACAUUGACCAGAAAGAUACUGACAACAACGGAGAGGGAGACGCCUGCGACAAUGACAUUGAUGGAGAUGGCAUUCAGAACGUGCUGGACAACUGCCCCAAAGUGCCGAACCCUAUGCAGACAGACAGGGAUGGGGAUGGAGUGGGAGAUGCCUGUGACAGCUGCCCUGAGAUGAGCAACCCCAUGCAGAGUGAUGUUGACAACGAUCUUGUGGGAGAUGUGUGUGAUACCAAUCAAGACUUAGAUGGGGAUGGACACCAGGACACUCGAGACAACUGCCCGGACAUUCCGAACAGCUCUCAGCUUGACUCAGAUAACGAUGGCAUUGGAGAUGACUGUGAUAAUGAUGAUGACAACGACGGGAUCCCUGAUUUUGAAACUAUGGGAGGCCUCGGACCUGACAACUGCCGGCUGAUCCCAAAUCCCAACCAGAAAGACUCAGACGGUAAUGGAGUUGGAGACGUGUGUGAGAAUGACUUUGACAAUGAUGCAGUGAUGGAUUUGGUUGACGUGUGUCCUGAGAGCGCUGAGGUCACACUCACAGAUUUCAGAGCCUAUCAAACUGUCAUACUGGACCCUGAGGGUGAUGCACAGAUAGACCCGAACUGGGUGGUCCUUAACCAGGGUAUGGAGAUUGUUCAGACAAUGAACAGUGAUCCUGGACUUGCAGUUGGCUACACAGCUUUUAAUGGAGUGGACUUUGAGGGCACUUUCCACAUAAACACAGUCACUGAUGAUGACUACGCUGGAUUUAUCUUCGGCUACCAAGACUCCUCCAGCUUCUACGUGGUGAUGUGGAAACAAACAGAGCAGACCUACUGGCAGUCUAUACCGUUCCGAGCCAUGGCUGAUACUGGCCUACAGCUUAAGGCAGUGAAGUCCCGUACAGGGCCUGGCGAGUUCCUGCGUAACGCUCUGUGGCACACAGGAGACACAGACGGUGAGGUGAAGCUGCUGUGGAAAGAUCCACGUAAUGUCGGCUGGAAGGACAAAACUUCCUACCGCUGGCAGCUCAGCCACCGGCCACAGGUCGGCUACAUCAGAGUAAAGCUCUAUGAGGGAACAGAAAUGGUGGCUGAUUCUGACGUGGUGAUUGACACAUCUAUGAGAGGAGGACGACUUGGAGUGUUCUGCUUCUCACAAGAAAACAUCAUCUGGUCCAAUCUACGCUACCGCUGCAAUGAUACGGUCCCUGACGACUUCCAGCCACAUCGUAAACAAGUUCUAAUGCACAUUCAGGUGUGAGGAACGAGAGACUAAAAGAUGGCCACCCUGACCUGCACUGCCUUUUCACAUGGAUACACACACAUUCUCUACACUUCGCUCCAAGUCUCCAGAACGGCCGCUGUGAAAGAGUGAGACUGCUGAGCUCUUGUGUGUGAAAGGGAACACAAGAUCAAAGGAGAGAGAGAGAGAGAGAGAAUGACACCACAUCCCUCCGACUCUAAAGAGGCAAAGCCAAAGCUCAGAGAGCACAAACUGACCUUUUUUACUAUAUGAACGAGUGUGCUGUAGCAGGGAGGAGCCUCAGGCCAUGUAUGAAGGUGUGUGCAAGUGAGCGUGUGUGUGUAAGUAUGUGUAUGUGUGCGUUUGAUGAUAUAGGAAGAAUCUGUAAAGAUGUGUUACCAGUGAUUCCUAACGUUGACUGUUCCUCAUAGGACAGAAUCGGUGGGAUGUUUCCUGCCUGUGUUUGUCGCCCCACUCUUGUAAAUACCAACAAUAAACCAUAAGCUAUAAUGUUAAAGUUUACCAAAUAACAGCCUUUUUCCCCCAA